GGGCGUGGCCUCGAUCGCAGCCUGCUUGGCGAGCCGCGGCUGCCCGUUCUGGCGCAAGGAUGGCGGGGACGAUCCGGAGAGUGGCGAAGGAGCUUGAUGCAAUUAAGAAGUCAAGGCUGCGCUGUGUCCAAGAUAUUGAGGCAGAUCCUAAUAAUAUCCUCCUCUGGAAGGGGCUUUUAGUGCCGGAUAACCCUCCAUACAAUAAAGGUGCAUUCCAAAUUGAGAUCAGCUUUCCAUCUGAGUAUCCUUUCAAGGCCCCCACGGUAACUUUUAAGACUAAAAUCUACCACCCCAACGUGAAUGAGAUUGGUGAAGUGUGCCUUCCACUCAUCAGUGCCACGAAAUGGAGCCCUUUUACAAAGGCAGACCAAGUGAUCCAAGAACUGAUAUCACUGGUGAACACACCUAAACCAGAGCAGCCAAUGCGUCCUGAGUUGGCCAGGGAGUUCACUGAGGAUUAUGAGCGAUUCCUGUCCAAUGCAGAAGAGCAUACCUGCCAAUUCAGUGAGAAGCGGCCGUGUGAAAGACCUGCCUAGCUAACUUCUCUGCUUUUUUCAGGACUUGGAUAGAGAACUUACUAUUGAUGGACAGCCCUGGUGGGAUAGUAGUCAUGUCAUACUAAACCAGGGGUCCUCAAACUACGGCCCAAGGGCUAGAUCUUGCCUGCAAUGCCCAUUUAUCCAGCCCACCUCAGAGGUUUUGGACUCACUUCGAGA
Varanus komodoensis (Komodo dragon) is the source of this 716-nucleotide messenger RNA. It is a transcript of the gene UBE2L6, whose product is annotated as ubiquitin conjugating enzyme E2 L6. The record is from RefSeq and is a predicted model, not a curated record. Bases 60 to 536 code for a protein of 158 amino acids. The transcript has 4 exons. NCBI's taxonomy places the organism in Eukaryota, Metazoa, Chordata, Lepidosauria, Squamata, Varanidae.